GAAGAAGAAUCUGUUCCAACAAUAAAUUUUCUCCAAGAUGGCGUCAACGCAGUUAACAGACGAGGAGCUAUUUUCCCAGUUAAAAUCUUUUGGUAUCACCCCAGGUCCGGUUACCGAGAACACUCGUCCGGUGUAUCUGAAGAAAUUGAAGAAGCUUCGUGAAGAGCAGCAGCAACGAGGAUCCAAACCCAGUAAGACCCGUGGCAGCGGAACCAUUACUGGUAGUAAGUGCCCAGCGGCAUUAAGGCCAGUUAGACAUGACGUCACGCACCCGAGCACUAGCAGGAGACCGGGCCGGAAGUCUUCCGUCCUCGGCUUCAGCUCCGACGAGUCUGACGCUGAAACUCCGCUAAAAAGGAAGGGCCUGGAUCCCAGUGGAAGGCCGAACCGGAGCUCCGGCUGUCCCCAACAACCGAAGUUUAAAGUGGGAACGCCGUCGACCGAGACUCGGAGGCAGUAUGGUGCUGAGAAGUCUCUAAACAGCAGCUCACCCCCGGGUCCUGGCGGACAGAUGAAUGCCUCUCUGAAUUGGGGGGUCGAUGAAAGAUCCAGGCACUACGAGGAGUCCGGGGAUGAGGACUACUGUGAAGACGAGUUAAAGAACUCGCGUUCAGUCAAUGGUCGCGGUGCGUCUCGGCUGAACAGCAGCAAACUAGCCGGAGAGUAUUCAGACUCUGACGAAGAGGAAGUGGGGGGCCCCGGGGCCCGAGACUCGGAGCGGAGUAGACUGGAAGUCCGGCGGAGCCACAAGGGAGUUUACCCCGGUGAGAAAAACAGUGCGCUUAAUCCGCCUGGGACUCGGAAAAUGGUGGGAGGCCAGGAGGAGGAUGAGGAAGGAGGAGAGGCAAUGGAGGAGAAUCUGGAAUCACGGAGCCACAGGUUUCCCAGGAAGUCCUUCCACGUGUCCCCCACGGAAAAACAAGGAGGAAAACCCGGUAAAAACCAUCACUUUGACGGCAAAGACGCAGCCCUGUUAAGUAAUAACACUAGUACCUGGAGUGCUGGUCUGAGACCGCGGUUCUCCGGCUACAGUAGCCUGGCCCCGGGUUACAGGGACAACCACUCCAACCACACCCCCGCUCCCAACCACUCCUACAGCCCGCUGGGGAAGAAGAAGCACUCCGUGCCGGAGGAUGAGCUGCUUCUGCAGUUCAGAAGGGAAGAGCUGGCCUCGCCUGGGAGCUUCAGCGCACAUUAUCUGUCCAUGUUCCUGCUCACGGCGGCCUGCCUCUUCUUCCUGCUUCUGGGCCUCGUCUACCUCCGGAUGAGGGGCUCCGGGACAGCGGAGAUGGACGGUGUGGUUAAGAGCCACCCGUUUGGCAGCGACUUCGACUCCUCGUAUAACAAGGCAGAGAAAGAGGUGAUCCUGAAGCUGCUGCUCUGUCUUCAUGACCACCUGGCCAGCGUUGCAGGCCAGUAUGACUGCGGAGACCAGCAGCAGCAUCCCAACAGGAGUCUUUCCAUAGACGAGGCCUCAUCAUAUUUACUGGCCCAGAAUCAGGAAUUUGAAGCGUUUCUUCAUACGUCUCUGGAGUGGAUCAUCCGGACGGACCAGGAUGUUGGUAUAAGGCUGACGGGGCAGGUAGCCGAUGAGCCGGUGACCGAUGUGUCUGACAUCGCUCGGCUGGAGUCCACUCAUCCCAGGAUGCCCUUCACAUGCCGGUUUAGACGAGCCUUCCUCACAGUCAUUGGCAAAGUCCUCCUCGUUGCAGUUGUGGUGGGCUUGGUGUGGAGUGUGGUCUGCUACAUGAAGUAUCGGUGGAGGAGGGAGGAGGAGGAGACCAGGCACAUGUAUGACAUGGUGGAGAGGAUCAUCGAUGUGUUGAGGACUCAUGGUGAGGCGUGCCAGGAGAACCAGGACCUGCAGCCCUACCUGCCUAUCCCUCAUGUCAGAGAUUCCCUGGUCCAGCCUCAGGACCGGAAGAAGAUGAAGAAGGUUUGGGAGCGAGCGGUCAGCUUCCUGUCAGCCAACGAGUCCAGGAUCCGAACAGAGACUCAGAGGAUUGGUGGAGCAGACUUCCUGGUUUGGAGGUGGAUCCAACCUUCGCUCAGCUCUGAUAAAAGCAGCUCGAUGCCCCCCAAAGUCUGGCAGGGAAAAGCUUUCCCUUUGGAUCGGAGGAAUUCUCCUCCCAACAGUCUCACUCCAUGUCUGAAGAUCAGAAACAUGUUCGACCCGAUCAUGGAGGUUGGGGAGAACUGGGAUUUAGCCAUCCAAGAAGCCAUCCUGGAGAAGUGCAGCGACAACGACGGCAUUGUCCACAUCGCUGUUGACAAGAACUCUCGGGAGGGUUGUGUUUAUGUCAAGUGUCUCUCUGCAGAAUACUCAGGGAAAGCCUUCAAAGCUCUCCAUGGCUCCUGGUUUGAUGGGAAGCUGGUGACUGUGAAGUAUCUGCGUCUGGACCGGUACCACCAGCGCUUCCCGCAGGCCCAGAGCUGCAGCACCCCGUUGAAGCCCUCCAGCCUCCACCCCAACACCCCCUCCUCGCCCUGCCAGCACCACCACGUCUCAGCCAAUUCUUCAGGCUUCUCAUGAGAUGAGCGUGUCACCCCCCCCCCCAGCAUCACGGGGGGCGCGUCUGGUGGAACAUAUCCCCCCCCGCCCCCCCUCCCUCCCAGCAUCACCAAACCGAUCCCUGAUGGGGAACACUUCAGCUCCCCAACCCCCCAGCAUAUUUGCAGAGAAGCAGUUCAGUGGUGCCGUGUUGGUUUUCCAGAGUUUAUCUGGAGUAUUUAAGACGUGUGCGUAGACUUCAGCCUUCUCCACUCUUCUUCCAGAGUCGGACAGAUUCCCAGCUGCAUAUAUCCAGGAGCAGUCUGUAUGUACGCUUUCAGCAGCGGUUUUAAUCUCAUGAUUUGUGGAAGGUGGAAAGAUGAGAUUCACGUGAUUUCUGAAGCACAAGCUUAAAUCACAUCUGUAUGAAAACAUUUUGCUGCAUCGGAAGACGGGAGAUGGACAUUCAGCGACAUCGUUCUGGCGAAACUCCGGAAAUGUUUCCCUCAGCUGAUGCUUUUCCAGAAUAUAUUAUUGCCAAGUUAUAAUAAUUCAUAUUAUCUUUCCUAAAUUAAUAAUUGACCUGUUUGAACUGGGCUUGUUUCUGCUGUUAACAGAUUGUUUAUAUUGUCUCCAGAUCUGAGGAGCAAACAUCAGAUCGUUUACAGUCUGAGCUCUUCCCACUUCUGCGAAACAGAUGUUUGUUGUCAUGACGACGCCAGGUUCUGAUGCUAGCGCUCUUUAACUUGUUUGUAACACUAAAUUCUCACACUAAGCUUGUGUAUUACAACGACAUGAACACGAGGACCCGUCUGCAGAUUUUCAUUUGAUGCAGUGAACUUUUUUUUGCAGUGUAAAAUUGAAUCUGUGCACAUUUCCUGCGUUGAGCGGCUGCAGCGACGCUUUGCAGCCGAUGAUCCGACUGUGCCUUAAAUUUGUGCUUUUUCUUUUUUUUUACUGGCACUGUUACUGGAGAAUGUAGUAGAUUAAAGUGUAAAACCUGGAUGUAGUUUUAGUUUGACAUUUUCAGAGUUGGUAUUUUGUAGCAGUUCCUUCAAUAUUAAACCAAAAGCUUCUAUUUAUUUUUUCUUUUUUUUUUUUUUUUUUAAACAAGGGUGAUGUAUUAUUUUAAUGUCACUUAUAUAUGUUUUUCAUCAAUGAUCAACCUUACAUUUGCUACAAGAUCUGUCAGGAUAUGUAAGAUAAAAUAAAGUCAACACUUUGAGAAAUAUGUUGAGUGUUUGGAGCUGAAACCUUUCUGGAUGUUUCCGGCUGGACGCCUAGAAUUCACUUUGGAGAAGCAUCUGAUGUAAAUCUGUAUGUUGAUGUACUGAUGUGUGAAGCUCUUCUGUUUUCUGAGCUGCAGUAUCACACAUUUUAAAACAAACACCAGUCCUGAUGUCAUUUUCAAAGUGGCUGCAAUUAAAAGCAAAUUAGUUUUUA
Molecule: messenger RNA, 3934 nt
Organism: Melanotaenia boesemani (Boeseman's rainbowfish)
Lineage: Eukaryota; Metazoa; Chordata; Actinopteri; Atheriniformes; Melanotaeniidae
Gene: lemd3
Product: LEM domain containing 3
Exons: 13
Coding region: 38-2533 (831 amino acids)
Biological process (GO): nuclear envelope organization; negative regulation of BMP signaling pathway
Cellular component (GO): nuclear inner membrane
Molecular function (GO): chromatin DNA binding
Source: RefSeq, a predicted model, not a curated record